AUGGCCUAUGAAGGAGAAGAGAAAAAUGAUCAAUUCAAUGUCAACCAAGAUGCAUUCUUCACAGACAGACAAUAUCAUCAAACAGGUCAAGCACAAACCAGUAAAAAUAACAGGCAAAGUAAGACAUGUUAUAUAUGUUAUGAAUUUGUUAGAUUUAAUCUGGAUGUGGAGAUGCAGGGGUAA
This is a messenger RNA of Blumeria graminis f. sp. triticale, 183 nucleotides long. Lineage: Eukaryota; Fungi; Ascomycota; Leotiomycetes; Helotiales; Erysiphaceae. The record is from the annotation of a GenBank genome assembly.